CACAAACUAGUCCUAAUACAAAAGUGGCGCUACUUAAAAGCAUUGCAUAGCCUGAUAGCCACGGUUCCCCAUAACAUUAACCACCCAGUAUAUAUAUGAGCCCCCCUCUACCCUUUUGCUUGCUCUCCUCCCCCUCUCUAAUUAAUUACUCUCAUUUUCCAAGCAAUUACUCUUCAUUUACCCCAUCUCACCCUCUACAUAUAUUAGUAGUAGUCCUGAGUGAAAGAUAGUCAGAGGAGAAGCCAUCAAGAAACUCAAGCUGCCAAGUUAGCAUGGCCAAGACUGUGCUUAAAAAGAAGACCACGGGUUCAAUCCGGUCCAUUUUCAUGCAUGCUGAUGGUGCUGAUAAAUUGCUCAUGACUCUUGGCUUCAUUGGUACUGUUGGUGAUGGUUUCUCCAUGCCUGUCAUGUUGUAUACCACUAGCAUGCUCAUGAAUGAUAUUGGGGGCACUUCCUCUGGAGUUGAUGCUCAGUUCACACACAGCAUCAACAAGAAUGCUUUGUCUUUGUGCUACUUGGCCUUGGGUCAACUUGUUGUUUGUUUUUUUGAGGGAUAUUGCUGGACAAGAACAGCAGAGAGGCAAGCUUCAAGAUUGAGAGCAAGGUAUUUGAAAGCAGUGCUUAGGCAAGAUGUCGGUUACUUUGAUUUGCACGUCACAAGUAUUUCUGAAGUUAUUACCAGCGUGUCUGGCGAUAGCCUAGUAAUUCAAGAUGUUAUCAGUGAAAAGAUACCUGUGUUUGUGAUGAAUGUGGCAUCAUUUAUCGGGGCGUAUGUGGCCGCUUUCUUGAUGUUGUGGAGACUUGCCAUAGUCGGGUUGCCAUUUUUGGUGAUUUUGAUUAUACCUGGAUUGAUUUAUGGGCGCACGUUAAUGGGAAUUGCAAGGAAGAUGAGAGAAGAAUAUAACAAAGCAGGGACUAUAGUAGAGCAAGCAAUAUCAUCAAUCAGAACAGUUUAUUCAUUUGUUGGGGAGAGUAAAACGAUUACAGAAUACUCUGCUGCACUUGAAGGGACAGUAGAUUUGGGACUUAAACAAGGUUUAGCAAAAGGCUUGGCGAUUGGAAGUAAUGGCCUUGUGUUUGCUAUUUGGGCCUUCAUGUCUUUUUAUGGUAGCAGAUUGGUGAUGUACCAUGGCGCCCAUGGCGGGACAGUUUUUGCUGUUGGUGCUGCCACUGCUAUAGGUGGAUUAUCACUUGGUGCUGCUUUAUCGAAUAUGAAGUACUUCUCAGAAGCCACUGCAGCUGGAGAACGGAUACUGGAAGUAAUAAACAGAAUACCGAAAAUUGAUUCAGACAACAUGGAAGGUGAAAUACUAGAGAAUGUAUCUGGGGAGGUGGAAUUCAAACACAUUGAGUUCGCAUACCCUUCAAGACCAGAAACUAUAAUAUUCAAGGACUUGAACCUCAAGAUUCCUGCGGGGAAGGCAGUGGCAUUGGUAGGUGGGAGCGGCUCUGGGAAGUCAACAGUAAUAGCAUUGUUGCAGAGAUUUUAUGAUCCAGUAGGGGGAGAAAUAAUGGUGGAUGGAGUAGGCAUAGAGAAGUUGCAGUUGAAAUGGCUGAGGUCACAAAUGGGGCUGGUAAGUCAAGAGCCAGCAUUAUUUGCAACAACAAUAAAAGACAACAUACUUUUUGGCAAAGAAGAUGGAAGCAUGGAGGAGGUUAUUGGGGCGGCCAAAGCUGCAAAUGCUCAUAACUUCAUUAGUCAGUUGCCUCAGGGUUAUGAUACCCAGGUGGGAGAAAGGGGAGUGCAGAUGUCAGGAGGACAAAAGCAACGAAUAGCAAUAGCUCGAGCAAUAAUAAAAGCACCCCGUAUUCUACUUCUAGACGAGGCCACCAGCGCUCUGGACUCCGAGUCUGAACGUGUUGUACAAGAAGCACUUGACAAGGCCUCUGUUGGUCGCACAACCAUCAUUAUUGCCCAUAGACUCUCAACUAUCCACAAUGCUGACCUCAUUGCUGUUGUCCAAGAUGGUGAAAUAAGAGAAACUGGAUCACACAAUGACCUCAUUCAAGACCCAAAUAGCCUCUACUCAAUUUUAGUCCACCUUCAACAUUCACAAAAAAACUGUGUGCCAUUGUCCACCAGUACUAAUUAUAAAGUUGCUUCAAUAUCAAACGUUGACAUCAAUAAUACGAGCAGUCGAAGAAUAUCUAUGGUUAGCCGAUCAAGCUCAGCCAACUCAAGAGGAGGUGAGUAUGUUAAUCUUGACAACAAACAUCCUACUGAACAAAUUUUUCCAGUACCAUCAUUUAAAAGACUACUAGCAAUGAAUCUUCCUGAAUGGAGGCAAGCUAUAUUAGGGAGUUGUGGGGCGAUUUUAUUUGGUGCCAUUCAGCCUGUUUAUGCUUUCGCUAUGGGUUCUAUGAUAUCAGUGUAUUUUUUGCCUGAACAUGAUGAAAUCAAGGAGAAAACAAGAAUAUAUGCUCUGUGUUUCGUUGGGUUGGCAGUGUUCUCUUUUCUUUUUAACAUAAUUCAGCAUUAUAACUUUGCUGCUAUGGGUGAGUACUUGACAAAGAGGAUCAGAGAAAGAAUGUUGUCCAAAAUACUCACUUUCGAGAUUGGUUGGUUUGAUCAAGAUGAGAAUUCUAGUGGUGCUGUUUGUUCUAGACUUUCCAAAGAUGCCAAUGUGGUGAGGUCUCUGGUGGGUGAUCGCAUGGCACUUGUAGUUCAGACAUUGUCAGCAGUUAUAAUAGCUUGCACUAUGGGCCUAGUAAUUGCAUGGAAGCUUGCACUUCUGAUGAUUGCCGUUCAACCCCUUGUAAUUGUUUGCUUUUACUGCAAACGUAUUUUGCUUAAAAAUAUGUCAUCCAAGGCCAUAAAAUCACAAGACGAGUGUAGCAAGCUGGCUGCUGAAGCUGUUUCAAAUCUCAGAACUGUCACAGCCUUUUCAUCUCAGUCACGAAUACUCAAAAUGCUCGAAAAAGCCCAAGAAGCCCCACGGCGUGAAAGUGCUAGACAGUCGUGGUAUGCAGGUAUUGGUCUUGGAGUUUCUCAAAGUCUCAUGUCAUGCACAUGGGCCUUAGACUUUUGGUAUGGUGGCAAACUCAUUGCUGAUGGGGAGAUUAGUUCCAAAGCCCUCUUUGAGACUUUUAUGAUAUUAGUAAGUACUGGUCGAGUUAUAGCUGAUGCUGGAGCUAUGACCAAUGAUCUCGCCAAAGGUUCUGAUGCUGUUGGGUCAGUUUUUGCUGUGUUGGACCGAUACACGCUCAUUGAACCUGAAGACCCCGAUGGCCAUAAGCCUGAAAAAGUAAUGGGCCACGUCGAGCUCCGGGAUGUAGACUUUUCAUACCCCGCGAGGCCAGAUGUGCCAAUUUUUGCAGGUUUCACAAUCAAGAUUGAAGCAGGGAAAUCAACAGCAUUAGUGGGGCAAAGCGGGUCUGGUAAGUCAACCAUAAUAGGGUUGAUCCAAAGAUUCUAUGAUCCACUCAAUGGUUCAGUAAAAAUUGAUGGGAAAGAUAUAAGAUCAUUUCACCUUAGAUCCCUGAGGAAAUACAUCGCACUUGUCAGUCAAGAACCUACAUUGUUUGCUGGAACCAUACGUGAAAACAUCACCUAUGGAGCAUCUGAGGAGACCGACGAAAUAGAAAUCAUCGAGGCAGCCAAGGCAGCGAAUGCUCAUGAUUUCAUCACCGGACUAAAAGAUGGAUAUGAAACAUGGUGUGGUGACAGAGGAGUACAGUUAUCUGGGGGUCAAAAGCAACGCAUUGCCAUCGCCAGAGCAAUCCUAAAAAAUCCAGCCGUGCUUUUGUUAGAUGAAGCUACAAGUGCUCUUGAUAGUCAAUCAGAGAAAGUGGUGCAAGAUGCACUAGAGCAUGUCAUGGUGGGGAGGACCAGUGUGGUAGUGGCACAUAGAUUGAGUACAAUACAAAAUUGUGACACAAUUGCAGUGCUGGACAAAGGAAAGGUUGUUGAAAAUGGAACCCACUCAGCCUUGCUAGCAAAGGGAUCCACUGGUGCCUACUACGCGUUGGUUAACCUUCAAAGAAGAGCCGACACUAACAACUGAAAGCUUUGAUUUUUGUAAUCAAGCUUCUGGUUUUUUCCAUCAAGUAGUUGGUCUGAUGGAGAUGUAGUAAGGCCUGACAUAGCAUAUAUUAUAGGAAACAACAUCCAAGGAGCAGGGAAAACAUGUUUAUUCAACAUCAAUGUUGCGUAAGCUAUAUCUUUUUAUGUAAAGAAAUUCAGCUGAAUGAUUGCGUUAUGAGCAAUAAAUAACAUGUUUUGCCUUUA
Molecule: messenger RNA, 4228 nt
Organism: Daucus carota subsp. sativus
Lineage: Eukaryota; Viridiplantae; Streptophyta; Magnoliopsida; Apiales; Apiaceae
Product: ABC transporter B family member 15
Exons: 7
Coding region: 273-4004 (1243 amino acids)
Biological process (GO): transmembrane transport
Cellular component (GO): plasma membrane
Molecular function (GO): ATP binding; ABC-type transporter activity; ATP hydrolysis activity
Source: RefSeq, a predicted model, not a curated record